AUGGGUUCUAGCUGCGAGCAAGGGAGGGGAGACAGUGAAGACAACGACAUCAUAUGGGAACACCCAUCCGUCAAAACAAUCCGAUGUCGUGGCUCACCCUAUGAGAUCGGUCGCACUCAUGGACGAUGCGCCAGGCAGGAGAUUCUCAAAAAUAUCGCAACCUAUACAUCCUUCUUCCAGGAGACCGCCGGCCUCACCUGGGAGCAAGCUCGUCAAAAAGCCAGUGAGACCUUUAUCCCGGUGUUGGGUCGUGAAUAUGAAGAGAUUUUGGAUGAGAUGAAAGGGAUUGCUGAUGGGUGUGGAAAUGGAUUGUCGAUGGAGGACAUAUUGACACUGAACACGAGGAGCGAGAUAGCUUUGACGUGCUAUACCGACGGCUGUACCUCUCUUACACAAUCCGCACUAUUCACCAGUGCCACACCGUCAGAUGGUGACGGUAUUCGACACCACGCAAUGUAUUUGUGUCAAAACUGGGACUGGCUAGCAGAAUUGGGGCAAGGAAUCGUCCUUCUCGACAUUGAACCACAACCUAGUCACCGUUUCGACGAAAGCAAGAACUUUCACAUGAAACUUUUGUCGGAGGCUGGUAUCGUAGGGAAAAUUGGUGCCAACAGCGCCGGGUUCGGUCUCUGCCUCAACGCGAUUCGAUCAGGGGCUUUCAAUCGUGAGGGAUUCCCUGUGCAUAUUCUUAUACGAUGGAUGCUGCAGCACUGCUCCACAGUGAAGGAAGCAAAGGAUACGAUGGAUCGAUUUGGUACUGCGAGUACGGCAAAUUAUCUGUUGGCAGACAGAUCGGGCGACUUUAUGGACGUCGAGGCUUCGCCGCGUGGCAAUACCACCAUACUACCAAAACUUCCUGCUGAAGACGAAGGACGACAGAUGGCAUACGUGGUCCAUACCAACCAUCUCUACGGGAGCAAUCGACCGCCGAAAUUGGUGGACCACCCGGCCCAAAACUCAUUCCAUCGAUUAGCACGGAUCCAGACCCUGACCGAAAAGGACUGCAAAGAAGGGAUUCUACCUUCUUUCGAAUCAAUUCGCAACAGACUGUCGGAUCAGGAGGGUUACCCGUAUUCCAUCUGUCGUGACAGACCGGCUGGGGCCGUGGGAAUGGAGAGAAUGACAACCUUGGCCACGAUCAUGAUGGAAAUGGUCAGCGGGACAAUACAAGUCAUCAUUGGACGGCCAUGCUUGGAUAACUUGCCUGUGGUGAAGUGGACUUUCAGCGACAGUAAAGACAAUUAG
This is a messenger RNA of Capronia coronata CBS 617.96, 1245 nucleotides long. RefSeq lists its product as uncharacterized. The transcript has a single exon. The record is from RefSeq and is a predicted model, not a curated record. Bases 1 to 1245 code for a protein of 414 amino acids. Lineage: Eukaryota; Fungi; Ascomycota; Eurotiomycetes; Chaetothyriales; Herpotrichiellaceae.